CUCUGAUGGUCGACAAGGUUGGAUCAGGAGUCUCCAUGACUUAUUUUCUGUUUGGAGCCACCAUGGAGAGAUAAAAGCUCAAGAAGACAAAAACGUGACCGAAAGGAUCUGAAAUCAAAGACCCAACUACACUGUGGACUUAUCAUUUAAUGAGGACCAGCUGUGUAUUUCCUAAGUGAAGACAGGAGUGAAGAUCCACAGCAGUUAUGUGGAACAAGAUCUAAGCAAAUGCAUAAAAAAAAAGCUAAAAGCAGGGAGCCUCUUUAGAACAAAGUCUAAAGACAGAUCCACACAACAGCUUCUAUUUCUGAUUUAUUUUACAAGGUAACUGUUUACCUAAACAGGUUAGAUGGUCACACGUGUCACCACGUCGCAACCUAAAGACGAGUUUUGCAACAAUCUCAGCAGGUGGCCACACUGUGCCAUCAGUAAACGAGAGGCAGUAGUCACAUCUUUACAUACCGCACUGCAACCACAGAGGUUUUAAGAGACUUUUUCCACUUUUCUCAGACAGACAUGAAUAUUUUAACACUUUUGUCUUUGUUUAAACAAUCAAAUUUCAAACCUUCAUAGAAAAUAACCCCAUUGUUAUACUGUAGAAUGAAAACAAAGAACUGAUCGUGAUGAAGAUUUAUGUCAAUUUGUAAAGCUGAACAUAUUCUGCAGACAAGACAGCACAGAGGAGAUUGAUUGAUAAGGUCUCCACCCGAUCAGGAUGCCAAACACAGUGUGCUAAGGUUAGUAUACGUGGAAAGAAAAAAAAUCCUGGAGACAGUGAAAGGUGAAGGUAAUAUAUCGAGGGAACACUAUCAGCACAGGAACAGCAGGGUUACACAUUCUUUCAAACCCACACAGUAAUUCUCUUCAUUGACUCUGUGUCUUUAAGGUGGAGGACCCAGAAGCUCGACGUCUUUUUCAGCAAAUCAUUUCAGCUGUGGACUACUGCCACCGGCACAUGGUGGUGCACAGGGACCUCAAACCUGAGAACGUUUUGCUCGAUGCCAAUAAAAAUGCCAAAAUUGCAGACUUUGGAUUGUCCAACAUGAUGUCAGAUGGGGAAUUCCUGCGAACAAGCUGUGGCUCACCAAACUACGCAGCUCCAGAGGUCAUCUCUGGAAGGCUGUAUGCCGGCCCGGAGGUGGACAUCUGGAGCUGCGGAGUGAUCCUGUAUGCCCUGCUGUGUGGCACUCUGCCCUUUGAUGAUGAACAUGUUCCCACACUGUUUAAGAAGAUCAGAGGAGGUGUUUUUUACAUCCCAGAGUACCUGACGCGUUCUGUGGCCUCACUGCUGACGCUCAUGCUACAGGUGGAUCCACUGAAAAGAGCCACCAUCAAAGACAUCAGGGAACAUGAUUGGUUUAAGCAGGACCUGCCAGGUUACCUGUUCCCAGAGGACUCGUCGUACGAUUGCACUGUGUUGGAUGAAGAGGCUGUUAGAGAAGUGUGUGAGAAGUUUGAAUGCACGGACUCUGAAGUGGUGUCAAGCCUUUACAGUGGAGAUCCACAGGAUCAGUUAUCUGUAGCUUAUCACCUCAUCAUAGAUAAUCGACGCAUCAUGACUCAGGCCAGCGAGUUCUACUUGGCAUCCAGUCCUCCACAGGGCUCUUUCAUAGAGGAUGGGAUGCCACUGCCCCCUGGGGUCAAACCCCACCCAGAAAGGAUGCCUCCUCUCUUGGCUGACAGCCCUAAGUCUCGAUGUCCUCUGGAUGCUCUCAACACCACCCGGCCUAAACCACUGGCAGUGAAGAAAGCCAAGUGGCACCUGGGCAUCAGGAGUCAGAGCAGACCCCAUGACAUCAUGACAGAGGUGUACCGGGCUAUGAGACAGCUGAGUUUUGACUGGAAGGUGGUGAAUCCAUACCAUCUGCGUGUGCGGAGGAAGAAUCCAGUGACGGGAAACCUGGUGAAAAUGAGCCUGCAGCUUUACCAAGUGGAUAACAGAUCCUACCUCCUCGACUUCAAAAGCAUUGAUGAUGACAUCAUUGAAGCAGUGGGCUUUAAAUCCGGCACGUCCACUCCUCAGAGGUCCGGCUCCACCGCGGGCCUCCACAGACCCAGGCUGAGCAUUGACUUUGCAAGCCCAGCCAACGAUGUGCCUCAGCUUAGCUCCUCCCUCCCGGGAUCACUGUCUGGUAUUUCCCCUCUUCUCGCCCCACGUCAAGGAUCACACACCAUGGACUUCUUUGAAAUGUGUGCCAGUCUGAUCACUACGCUUGCACGCUGAGGUGUUUUGACAUUUUCUGUCACCAGAAGAUCUGGAGGCAGAGAAUCUGCAGAUCUGGAAAGUGGAGUUUAGAUCUAAAUGUAGUAUUUGUACAUGAUUCAGCAAGGAAACUCAAGAGAUGAAGGGAAAAAGUCAUUUGUGUGUGUUUAUGCUGUUGAUUGGUCUGUGAUAACAGUGCCUGAGAUGGACUGAUCAUGAUGUCGCUGAAGCAGAAAGGUGCGAACAUACAGGUCAGUGUGGUGUCAGAAACAACAAUGGUUGAGUGUCCCUGCACACCUUUUGUAACACUUUGAAGUUCAACCCCUGCAGCACACUGCAGUGCACCACUUCAUUGUAGGAUUGUAAAGACGGUUGUGUUUUUUAACAGAGAUUUUUAUGUUUUGAUGAAGACGCAACACACAACAUAAUUUAUUCAUCACAAAUAUAUUGCAAUUAUUUAGCUAUCAGAUAUAUAUUUAUUUUAGAAAAAAGACAAAGUUUUUCCUUUAAACAUUUCAUAACAACAAGCCAGUUAGAUUUCUACAUAGAAUGUAGAUAGAAGAAAUUAUUAAAAACGAUGCAUUUAACGGCCGAGCUGAAGUUAGUCAGGGUUUGUGAAGGUGUUUCUCCUUUGUUUUGUCAGUAGCUGAAGUUCACGUGUGAUUGUUCACACAGACCUCAGCACUUACUAACAUGCCGCAUGUGGUUUGUUAGUAAGUGCUGCUCCAGCAGAAACUCAUCAGAGGUACGGUCAGUGCAGUGAAGCCUCAGUUACAACUGCCCUUGUGAGGGAGUAUGGGCUGUCUGUGGCUGGAAAACAGGUCAGUCUAUACGGGGCACGCAGGUGGCGUGCAGGAAAUAUCAAGGUGGUAGACCCGUCUGUGAGGCUGAAGAGCAAAAAUGUUCACGUACAUUUUUUUUUCAAGGAAACACUCAUGCAACACUUGAGAGUUCAGUGAGAGUGAAGUAGGUGAGACGCAGACGUGUCGUACAGCUUUUUCACCCCCAGGACAAAAUUACAUUACAUAUGCAGGCCAUAGUUGGUGUGGGCGGUCUACAGGCCCUUAUGGAUCACCAUAGUGCAGCGCAAGGGCACCAUAAUACAACAUCACUCGUAUGCCAUAAGUGAGUGCAACUUACACUAUCCCUACAAGUACUUCACAAUACACUAACAGUAUUUCACAAAAGUGAGUACACCGCUAGCAUUCCUGAAGAUAUUUACUUGUAUUUUUCAUGGGACAACACUACAGAAAUGAAUUUCUGACACAAUGAAGAGUGGCCAUUGUCCAUCUUGUAUAACAGUGUCAAUUAAUUUUUCCUACAAAAUUACUCCUUCUACAGACAUUAAGAGAUAAACCCUUGACAACCAAAGUGAGUACACCCUUAAGGGAAAAUGUAUACAUUGAGAACAAUGAGUCAUUUUUCUCCUCCAAGACCAUGUGACUUAUUAGUGUUGCAAUGUCUCAGGUGUCAAUAGAUUGCAGGUGUGUUCAAUUUGGUAUUAAAGCUCUUUCAGUCUCUCAACCUGGUCACUGUAGGUUCAACAUGACAUCUCAUGGAAAACAACUCUCAGAAGUCUGAAAAACCACAAAGACGUUCUCAGAUGUAAGAAGAUUGCCAACAGCCUGAAACUCUGGUGCAGCACAGCGCUCAAGACCAUACCGAUGUAUGAGUGCUUUGGGCUUUGCUGCAGAGGUUGGAGAGAUGAAGGUGAGCCUGUCAGUGCUCAGACCAAACACUGCACAACGCAUCAAACUGGUCUCCAAUCUGUCAUCUCAGAAGAACGCCUUUUCUGAGGAGGACACACGAGAAACUCAGAAACAGUUUGAUGAAGACGAGCAGACUAAGGAUUACUGGAACCAUGUCCUGUGGUCUCAUGAGACCAACAUAAACCUAUUUGGUUAAAAUGGUGUCAAAUGUGUGUGGCAUCAGCCAGGUCAGGAGUUUAAAGACAAGGGUGCCGAUCCCACAGUCAAGCAUGGCGUUGGUAGAGUCAUGGUCUGGGCUGCAUGAGUGCUGUCUGCAUUGGGGAGCGACAGAUCAUUGAGGCAAACAUGAAUGCUAACAUGUACAUACUGAAGCAGAGCACGCAUCUUCCUCUAAAAACUGGACUGCAGGGCAGAAUUUCAGCAU
This is a messenger RNA of Oryzias melastigma (Indian medaka), 4336 nucleotides long. Its product is annotated as 5'-AMP-activated protein kinase catalytic subunit alpha-2. The transcript has 7 exons. Gene Ontology annotation, biological process: intracellular signal transduction; cellular response to glucose starvation; protein phosphorylation. Gene Ontology annotation, cellular component: cytoplasm. Gene Ontology annotation, molecular function: ATP binding; protein serine/threonine kinase activity. The record is from RefSeq and is a predicted model, not a curated record. Bases 956 to 2224 code for a protein of 422 amino acids. Lineage: Eukaryota; Metazoa; Chordata; Actinopteri; Beloniformes; Adrianichthyidae.